Talpa occidentalis (Iberian mole) is the source of this 300-nucleotide messenger RNA. RefSeq names its product defensin alpha 5. Bases 1 to 300 code for a protein of 99 amino acids. Gene Ontology annotation, cellular component: extracellular matrix; extracellular region. NCBI's taxonomy places the organism in Eukaryota, Metazoa, Chordata, Mammalia, Eulipotyphla, Talpidae. Gene Ontology annotation, biological process: antibacterial humoral response; defense response to Gram-negative bacterium; disruption of plasma membrane integrity in another organism. The record is from RefSeq and is a predicted model, not a curated record. The transcript is spliced from 2 exons.
AUGAGGACCCUCACCCUGCUGGCCAGCCUGCUCCUCCUGGCCCUCCAUGGCAAGGCUGGGUCCCUGGGGGACACAGCUGACCCAGUGAUGGCGCCCAAGGACCAGCUCCCCACCCAGGCCCAGGCUGGAGCCAAGGACCAGGACGUGGCCAUCUCCUUUGAAAGGCCCUUUGCUCCAGCAGCUGCAGGCCCUGGCCAGAGAGUCACCUGCUACUGCAGGUCCCUUUUGUGCUACAGUUGGGAGACGGUCUCGGGGACCUGCACCCUCAGUGGCUACAGUUACGUACUUUGCUGCAGCUGA